This is a messenger RNA of Sinocyclocheilus anshuiensis, 1837 nucleotides long. RefSeq names its product putative nuclease HARBI1. Bases 238 to 1422 code for a protein of 394 amino acids. The record is from RefSeq and is a predicted model, not a curated record. The transcript has 3 exons. NCBI's taxonomy places the organism in Eukaryota, Metazoa, Chordata, Actinopteri, Cypriniformes, Cyprinidae.
UAAAACAAGAAGAAGAAGAAGAAGAUGUUUCGAAGUAAUUUCUUGUUUUGCAUUUAAAAUGUAGGUUUUUAAUUACAUUGGCUGGCGUUCAGAUGUAUAUAUUGACAUUAUGCAGAAGAGCUGGGUUAAGGAAUGCCUGGUCGUUAUACUGGAUUUUUCGUGGACUCUGAAGAUUCUUGUAUGUGAGGUUUAUCGUCCAGUUCACUGGUAGUUUGCUGUCCCACCACUCUGCUCGUAAUGUCUUUAGCUGGAGCGCUGUGGUUUGCUGUUCAGGAUGAUUUAUUCACAAACGGAGUGUGUAACACAUCAUCAGCACCCAGCAUCAGCAACAUAGCUCAAGACAAACAAUCCAGCAUCAGUGAGCCCAUCUCCGCCUCCGAGACUCACAGUGUCCUGGACGAACUGGACGAUCGCUUUAUUUCUCAGACUUUACAUCUCAAUCGACAGUGUUUGCGGUUCGUCGUCGAUUUCAUCCAGGCCCGUUUAAAGAAAGACGUGUUUGCGCCCAGUCACAGCCUGACCUCCGCGGAAGCCAACGUUCUGGCCACGCUUGCCUACUACGCACAAGGGUCUCUGCCCAGUACAAGCACAGUUCGGCAGGGAAUAGGCCAGACAGCAGCGGGCGAGGCGGUGAAGACCAUUACCAAACUCUUAUCAGAAAUGAGUCCCGAUUUCAUCACUUUCCCAAACAGUUACAACGACCGCAUGGGUGCCGCACAAGCCUUUAAGAACUUGAGCGGCAUCCCGCAUGUGGUGGGAGUGCUGGGGUAUCUGCACCUGAAGGUGAGCCCUCCGGUCGGGGAGGAGCUCAUGUAUAUGAACACCCUGGGUUAUCAUUCAGUCAUGAUGCAGGUAAUAUUCGACGUGGACGGGAAUCUGUUGAGUCUGGAGCAGUGCUGUCCCGGAGGAACUCCUGAACACACUGUUUGGGAAAAUUCAGACAUUGGCAGACAGUUCAGCAUAUUUCAACACGGUCAUACGUGGGUUAUUGGUAGCAGAAGUCUGCAUGGUUGUGGACAUGUGUUGACACCUGCCGAGGCUUUUCGUAUCAAAAGCAACGCAGCCCUGCGAUUUAACAAAGCACAUGCUCAGCUACACGGCCGUGCACAACAGGUCUUUGGCAGUUUGAAAAGCCGUUUCCAGUGCCUGCGUGACAUUGGAUCCAUUCAGUCACCUGAGUCAGUGGAAUGUACCAUCAAAGCCUGCUGUGUCCUGCACAACAUCUGCAAGAAGUUCUCCGUACCGUUACCCUUAGAUUUUAGCGCAGAGCCACUCCACCCACCAUCUGAGGUGGUGAACAUAAUAGCAGAGCAGCCAUUUGACUACAUGGAAGACACUAAAGAUGAAAUGAUAGAAACGUUUUUUAAUAUUGCAGAAGAUGAAGGCCAAGAUGUGACCAGAUAUGUAAAAGAACAGUUGUGAUUGCAAAAAGCCAGAAACCAUUAGAGGUUAAACCAUGUACUGAAUACUAUUAUUGAAAUGAACACAGACAAAUGCAUGCCAAUGCCAGUUGAUUCUUCACAUAGUUUAUUCAAUUAAUCAAUAAUUGAUCAAAAUAAGUUAAUGCUAAUACAGUAAUAUUUGUCAACAAGUGAUGUGAAUAAAAACAAAAUAUCUAUGAAAGACUUUAAAUGGCACUCUCUUAAUAAUACAAGUCUGUUAUAAGAAAUGGUAUUGGAGUGGUACCAUGUCUCAGUGAUGCUAUCAGCUGUUAAUACCAUAGUGCUUUCAAAUACAGCAAAAUAGUGAAUGAUUAUCAUAUUUAUAUAUACACCAAAAGAGUUGAACACAUGUAUUACCAUGGUACCAUGUCCAGAUGUUAAUAAAAGAUGUUAAU